AUGUACAGCUUCAAUACUCUCCGACUCUACCUUUGGGAGACCAUUGUAUUCUUCAGCCUUGCUGCUUCCAAGGAGGCUGAAGCUGCCCGCUCCGCACCCAAGCCUAUGUCACCCUCGGAUUUCCUGGAUAAGCUAAUGGGGAGAACCUCUGGAUAUGAUGCCAGGAUCAGGCCCAAUUUUAAAGGUCCCCCGGUGAAUGUGAGCUGCAACAUUUUCAUCAACAGCUUUGGUUCCAUUGCUGAGACAACCAUGGACUAUCGGGUCAACAUUUUCCUGCGGCAACAGUGGAAUGACCCCCGCCUGGCCUAUAAUGAAUACCCCGAUGACUCUCUGGACCUGGACCCAUCUAUGCUGGAUUCCAUCUGGAAACCUGAUCUGUUCUUCGCCAAUGAGAAAGGGGCUCACUUCCAUGAGAUCACCACAGACAACAAACUGCUAAGGAUCUCCCGGAAUGGAAAUGUCCUCUACAGCAUCAGAAUCACCCUGACACUGGCCUGCCCCAUGGACUUGAAGAAUUUCCCCAUGGACGUCCAGACAUGUAUCAUGCAACUGGAAAGCUUUGGAUAUACCAUGAAUGACCUCAUCUUUGAGUGGCAGGAGCAGGGAGCUGUGCAGGUGGCAGAUGGACUAACUCUGCCCCAGUUUAUCCUGAAGGAAGAGAAGGACUUGAGAUACUGUACCAAGCAUUACAACACAGGUAAAUUCACCUGCAUUGAGGCCCGGUUCCACUUGGAGCGGCAGAUGGGCUACUACUUGAUCCAGAUGUACAUUCCCAGCCUGCUCAUUGUCAUCCUCUCAUGGAUUUCCUUCUGGAUCAACAUGGAUGCUGCACCUGCCCGUGUGGGCCUGGGCAUCACCACUGUGCUCACCAUGACCACCCAGAGUUCUGGCUCCCGAGCAUCCCUGCCCAAGGUGUCCUAUGUGAAAGCCAUUGACAUUUGGAUGGCAGUUUGCCUGCUCUUCGUGUUCUCAGCCCUGCUGGAAUACGCUGCUGUUAACUUUGUGUCUCGGCAACACAAAGAGCUGCUCCGAUUCAGGAGGAAGAGGAGACAUCACAAGAGCCCCAUGUUGAAUCUAUUCCAGGAGGAUGAGGCCGGAGAGGGCCGCUUCAACUUCUCUGCCUAUGGGAUGGGCCCAGCCUGUCUUCAGGCCAAGGAUGGCAUCUCAGUCAAGGGCGCCAACAACAACACCACCACCAACCCCCCUCCUGCACCAUCUAAGUCCCCAGAGGAGAUGCGAAAACUCUUCAUCCAGAGGGCCAAGAAGAUCGACAAAAUAUCCCGCAUUGGCUUCCCCAUGGCCUUCCUCAUCUUUAACAUGUUCUACUGGAUCAUCUACAAGAUUGUCCGUAGAGAGGAUGUCCACAACCAGUGA
Messenger RNA from Cynocephalus volans (Philippine flying lemur), 1374 nucleotides. RefSeq names its product glycine receptor alpha 1 (gene GLRA1). Lineage: Eukaryota; Metazoa; Chordata; Mammalia; Dermoptera; Cynocephalidae. Gene Ontology annotation, cellular component: postsynaptic membrane; synapse; neuron projection. Gene Ontology annotation, biological process: nervous system process; response to amino acid; regulation of membrane potential. The transcript has 9 exons. Gene Ontology annotation, molecular function: extracellularly glycine-gated chloride channel activity; glycine binding; transmembrane signaling receptor activity. The record is from RefSeq and is a predicted model, not a curated record. Bases 1 to 1374 code for a protein of 457 amino acids.